AGGAAGUGGGCAGGAGUGAAUGCUCUCGCUUCCGCUGUUCGCUUUUGACCGUCUGUAACAACAGCAGCAUCAGACAACAGAUAACCUAAUGAUGGAAGAAUUUGAAGACGGUGAAGUUCCUUCUGCUGAGGAACUGGUUCAAUGCAACACCUGUAAAAGAUGUUUCUUCCCCAAAGUCCUGGAGAAGCAUGCUAAGAUCUGCCAUAAGUCAACAACCAAAAGGAGGAAGGUUUUUGACUCCAGCAGACAGAGAGCGGAGGGCACAGACAUCCCAACACUCAAACCCAUCAAACCAAAGUCACAAAGUUCAUCUUCUACUGAGAAAGCAGAACCCCCUAAGAAGCCAUCCAACUGGCGUAAGAAACAUGAGGACUUCAUUGCUACCAUCCGGGCUGCCAAGGUCCUCACUCAAGUCAUGAAGGAUGGGGGACCACUACCCCCACCUCCUCCUCCUACUUAUGACCCAGACUAUGUCCAGUGUCCCUGUUGUCAGCGGCGGUUCAACCAGAGUGCAGCUGACAGACACAUCAAGUUCUGCCAGGAGCAGGCCGCUCGUAUGCCCAACAAGAGCAAGUUAGGAGAUCCCAAGAAGCCUCCUGCUCGCACACAGUGUAAGCCUCCUGCUUCUGUAAAGAAAGCCAACACUCCUGCUGCGUCAACCAUCCCUUCAGCCUCCUCUCGUUUACCCCAGAGAUCAGGCCUCGGACAGCCCACUGGAAUCCCAUCUAGUAAAAUCUCUUCUGCAGGUUCAGUGAGGAGUAGUCCUUCUGGGCUCACAAGCCCUCCAUCAGGUGUGGGAAGUAAGACCCGAGCACUGAGCUCUGGCCUUGGAUCUGUGAGGAACAUUCCAUCUGGAAUAGGACUCAACAAGAAGAAAGUAGACACCUACAUAUCUAGGAAUGAUAUUGAUGGCGGGAAUGAAGUUGGCAACGGCGGGGUGAGGAGCAAGUUCUGUCAUGCUUGUGGGACCAAGUAUCCUGUUGAAUCCGCCAAAUUCUGCUGUGAGUGCGGGGUCAGAAGGAUGUGUAUCUGACAGAAGGUUGGAGGAAGGAGACUCUAAAAAAAAAUAUGGAUGCACCGCUACUCAAACUAGCAUCAGAGAGUUUCACCAAAGCUGAUAAGAAUUGUAAAACAUAGUUUGGAGUCUGUAUUUUCCACACUUGGCUUCUAAAUGUUCUUCAGUCUUGCUGGUCUAUUCCACUGUAUGGACCAACAAACCAAUAAGUAAAUCCAAAUCAAGCUAUUAAGGCUAGGGGUUACUAUAGUUAGUUAAUAUCAAUUUUUUUGUGCAGUUUUUCUGAAUACUGUACAUUUAGUAUAAAUAGUAGAAAUCCUGCCAUUUUCAAACACAAAUGUAACAACCGUCAUCUACAAUACAUUUUGCGUUUAGGUACUAUGAUUUAUUUAGACUGGAGGCUGAUGGAUCUCGGCAGUUAACUGAUCUGUUAUAAAGUUUUGUAAAACUGUUUUAUCAGUAGCUGAUACGGCUGACGUAAAAAAAAAAAAAAAACGUAGCUCAUUAGCUUUUAAUUAGCUCCCUUCUUAAAACAUUACUGCUGUUUCCACCAGCUCAUACACAUGAACAUUAUUGCCGUGAAACUAGAGUCUGCAUUAUUACAAAAACUUCAUUUUAUUGUCACUGGACAAUAAUUAAUAAUAAUUACCCUACAGAGCAGUUUCAAUAUCAACGAUUCAAAGCUAUUGGUGCCUCCUUUGAUAAGGUUAGAGAAGAGAUGAGUAAGAAAGUAAAUAACAACUAAGACGUGGGUUGUUAAUGUGACAAAGGGAGUAAAGGAUAAUUGUUGGGUGACUCAUUAGAGGUGUGUAUGGUGGCCCCUGUAUCUCAGUCCCCAGUCAACCGUGAUCUGAAAUACAUUCCUUAAUCCCAUUUGGCCCUGCAUCCUCACAAACAGAAUAUGUUCGUUAUGAAGUGCAAUAUGAUUGACUACUGAAGAAAACAAUGUGGUUUUGAAAGGAAAUGUGUUGGAAUUUUGGAAGGAUAUCACCUUGUUUUGACAGGGACCAGUCCAAAAAUGAACUAGCUGUUAAAUGUCAGUGCUCCCUUUAAGUUCACUUUACAUGCAAAGUUUGUUUCCAGCUAUCUCAAUGUUACCACCAUAGGCCUGACAUUUCUAGACAAAUGUAGCAUUUACUCAAACCCUUUUAUUCCCACUAAUUUUAUACAUUGUAAUGAGUUAUUUAUUUUAUAAUUCCCUUUCAUUUGUACUGAAUGAACAAUGACUGCACCUUUUUUGUUAACACUCUACACAAAUAAAAUGUGUUUUUAUUUGGA
This is a messenger RNA of Dicentrarchus labrax (European seabass), 2293 nucleotides long. It is a transcript of the gene zc2hc1a, whose product is annotated as zinc finger, C2HC-type containing 1A. Bases 89 to 1033 code for a protein of 314 amino acids. The record is from RefSeq and is a predicted model, not a curated record. NCBI's taxonomy places the organism in Eukaryota, Metazoa, Chordata, Actinopteri, Moronidae. The transcript has 10 exons.